AUUUGUUUUUCUUGGUUGGUAAAUCAGGUGAUCCAAAAUGCAAAAAAAAAAAAUAGAAAAAAAUUUUUAGGCACCCACAUAUAUGUAUAAAAUAAAAACUUUUUGUGACUUUAAAUACUACACGCGGGUUGCAAACACAACCGGGUGGUCAGAAUAAAAUCAAUUGAUACUAUGGUCUAAUUGCGUAUUCCAUUUUCAUUGAUUUACUUAUUUUUGUACACAUUAUUGUAAAUCAACUCAUGUCAUCAUCAGAAUUGUGCUAACAAUCUUCAGACAUUAACUGUUGAGUUAACAUUUUUCGGAACAUUGAAACAUUUAAUCGGCUUUAAAUUUUGUUUAAAUUUGAAAACUCUGGUGUUUUCUUACACAAAAGUAUUCUUUUCAAAUUUGAUGCAAAAAUGCUUCCAACUCUUGAAGAGAUAAGUUUAAAUUGUCAACUUCAAAAUGAAGCAUAUUUAUUCAAAUUAUACAACGAAACUCAAUGGUCACUAGAUGAAAAGGCGGAGUCAAAUCAAAUGAAUGAAACUGAUCUGAUCUCACUAUCAACAGAAGAAAAUAACAUUGAGGAAGAAAGUUUAGCAUCACUUGUGAAUAAGACUAGUAUUCAAAAUGAUAAUCAAGCAUGUAGAACAGAUGGUUUAGAUGAUAGGACAUGGCAUUCUACAUCACCAUGCUCAUCAGAAUCUGCAGAUUCUUUUUCAAGUGCUAGAAAUGAUUUAAGAGGUUAUCUAGAAAAUUCUCUAUCACCAAAAUCAACAUUGAAUUCAAAAUGUACAAAUAUGGAGUUAAUAUCAUCUGAACUUUUAUCAGAAUUUAUGAAUAUUGAUAAUAUGACACCAAUGAAUAUUUUAAGUAUAUCAAAUCAUUUUGAGAAUACAUUGGAUACUUCAUUGUUCUAUGCGGAUUGUCUAACUCAUGAUGACAAUUAUUCAUCAUUUUCUAAUGACUAUGUAAAUAAAGAUGAUCAAAAGAGAAAUUCUGAAGAAAUUUUAUAUUCAAAAGAAUGUAAAGAAGGUGAUUUAUUAAAACUACAUCAAGUUGAUGAAUUGGAUUCAAUUGAUAAUACUUCUCAAGGAAUACGAAAACAAUUAUUGAAGUCAGGAAAUGAUAAAAUUCAUCUUAAUACAUCACCAGUUUCAUUAUUAUCAAUGGAUACAUUUUCAUGUAUUCAUUCACCUAGUGAAUUAGACAAACAGUUAGCAAGUGAAGAUAUUGCUUGGAUGGAUACAUUAGAUGUCUCUGGUUUAGGGUUAGAUGAUGUUGAGCAGAUUUUCUCUACAGUCAAUUCAACUGAAGAAAUUUGUAGACAAACUGGUUAUUGUACACCAAAAUAUCAUUCGAACAAUGAGGCACUACCUUCAACAUCAAAUGACUUACAACAUGAAUCUUUAAUCAUUUCAAGAAACUGUAAAUUAAAGGAAGUUGAUGUGAUAUCCGAAAAAGAAAAGACUACCGAAGUAUCAACGUGCAAAAGAUCAGUUGUAUACAUUGAUAGUCAAGAAGAGAAAUAUACUGGACAUAAUUCAGAUAGUACAUUGACAUGUUCUGAAGCUGAAUAUCAUCACAAUUUAAUUCGUCAAAAGUGUUUAAAGAAACGUCGAUUAACUAAGCGAAAAUCAAAACAAUGUUCUUAUGUAGCAAGCGAUGAGUAUGAUUCAGAUUCUUCGCUAAAUGAUACAGAAUCUUUAUCAGGGAAUAGUUAUAAUCCAAGAUCGUAUCGUAACAAUAAUAAUAAUAAUAAUUUAUCCAAGAAAAUAAGUCAUCCUACUGUGAAUUCACAGCAUCGAAAUAAACAUCUACCUCAUUAUAAUCAGUCUUCCUCAGAUGUGAAUGAAUUUGAACCUUGGUGGCCUAAUCCUGUAACACGACGUAUGUAUAAAGAUUUUCAAUCAAAUAUUUGGUUGACAAACUCUACAAAUUGUGAUUAUAACAAGAGACUAACUAAAUACAAAUCAUCUUCUUUUCCUGAUCAAUUAAUGUAUAACUCAAAUUUACAAAAAUCUAAUUCUUCUACAGAUCAACAUCAAAAUAAUCUCUAUCAUCGUUAUUCUCAUCAAAAGUGUAUAAAAAAGAUAAAAUAUAGUAAACAAAUUAAAUCUUUCAAUUCUUCUAUCAAUUCAUAUUGGUCAAUAAAACGAAAAAGUAAACAAAUGGAAUUAUGGCAAUUUAUAUUAUGUCGUCUAGAGACAGCUAAACGGACAGCAUUUCAAUGGGUGAAUCGAUCCACUGGAAUAUUUCGUAUUGUAAAUACUCAGUCAAGUGCAAAAGAAUGGGGUCAUUAUCGUAAUAAUAAACAAAUGGAUUAUGAAAAAAUGGCUAGAGCAAUGCGAUUGAAACACAUUAAUAGGCAAGCAUGUCCAGCUGACGAGUCUCAAAUAGGACAAAACAUGUACCACUGCUAGCCACUAGUCAUCAGUGUUAAAAAGAAUUUUAUUACAAGGAUUCAAUAUUGAGAAAAUCACGUCAACAACUUCAUUUCCAGUUUGCUAUGCCAUAUGUUCAAUGGGCAGAACAUUUUUAUCAAAAUAAGAAGUAAUCUGUGUUCAUUAUGCAUGAUGAUGAUGAUGGUGAUACAGUUGGACUGUCAGCAAAAUGUUUGAUGCCUUUAAACUACUAUUAUUGGCUUCUCUCAAUUCCUUUCUCUUUGAAAAGAAAUUAUUCACCCCUACGAAUUGUACAUUGUGACCUUAUUCUAAUUUCGUUUUACUACGAUUUGUUUACUUCCGGUCAAAAUCCCUUUCUUCAAUCUGUGAAUUGUUCUCUCCUGUUCAGAAUAGGAUAAAUUAUUAUUAUUGUGAAGUAGAAUUCAUGCUUUGAUAUAUUCUCUGUUGAGCUCUUCCG
Messenger RNA from Heterobilharzia americana, 2841 nucleotides. NCBI's taxonomy places the organism in Eukaryota, Metazoa, Platyhelminthes, Trematoda, Strigeidida, Schistosomatidae. The record is from the annotation of a GenBank genome assembly.